CUACAAAUCACGCAAAGAAUCCUGUCGCUCCACCCAGAUCUUGUGAACAUGACGGAUGAAGACCAUUACACCCCGCUGCACAGAGCCUCGUACAACGGCCACCUGGCGAUAGUGCGGGAGCUGAACGAAGGGGCGGAUGUUCACGCGGUGACGGUAGAUGGGUGGACCCCGCUGCACAGCGCCUGCAAGUGGAAUAACACCGCGGUCGCCUCCUUCCUGCUCCAGCACGGCGCAGACAUCAACCCGCAGACUAAGGGCUCCCUAACACCGCUGCACCUGCCCGCCGCCAACAGGGACUGCUGCCGGCUCCUAGAGCUCCUCCUCAUGAAUCGCUACAUCAAACCCCAACUGACCAAUAAGUUGGGGGAGACUGCUUAUGAGAUUGCCUGGUGCACCGACAUGUACCACUACCUGUUUGAAAUAGCAGAUUAUUGGACCUAG
Messenger RNA from Bufo bufo (common toad), 441 nucleotides. RefSeq names its product ankyrin repeat domain-containing protein 49-like. Gene Ontology annotation, biological process: negative regulation of delayed rectifier potassium channel activity; neuronal action potential. Gene Ontology annotation, molecular function: transmembrane transporter binding. The record is from RefSeq and is a predicted model, not a curated record. Gene Ontology annotation, cellular component: synapse; axon initial segment; membrane. Lineage: Eukaryota; Metazoa; Chordata; Amphibia; Anura; Bufonidae.